AUGGCUGACUCAUGGAACGUCUAUGUUGCAUUCUGUCAACGGAGAGGUAAUGACCCUUUGCAUUGGAUGCUUUUGCUUGCUAACCCUGGGUCGCUGCGUUGUACAUGGUAUCACGUCGUUGGAGGUCCUACACAGAAUCGUGACUACGAGCGCAAGAUUCAGGCCGGGAAGAGAAUGGACAGUUUCGGUAUAUCGAGAAGGCAAUACGUGGGCUGUAUUUCCGCAAGCGAUAUCAACAAGGUGAAAUCAGCGGUAGUAGCAGUCCCUGUACAGAAUUGUCAACGCUGGAUGGUCGAAGUGCUUGCCGGGCUUGAGCGCAAAUUCUUGAUUCCUUUUGGCACCAGCGUUCAUUAUCAUAGCCAGACUGAACCUUCCCUUGCUGGAGAAACCGGGGAUGGCUGGUUCUUGCUUUCCUCAACUUGUCAAGAGGAACUGACUAUUGAAGAACCUGGUAGCAACUAG
This is a messenger RNA of Penicillium hordei, 462 nucleotides long. RefSeq lists its product as uncharacterized. Lineage: Eukaryota; Fungi; Ascomycota; Eurotiomycetes; Eurotiales; Aspergillaceae. The coding region runs from base 1 to 462 and encodes 153 amino acids. The transcript has a single exon. The record is from RefSeq and is a predicted model, not a curated record.